Serinus canaria (Common canary) is the source of this 1608-nucleotide messenger RNA. Its product is annotated as glutathione S-transferase-like. Gene Ontology annotation, biological process: xenobiotic metabolic process; glutathione metabolic process. The transcript has 12 exons. Gene Ontology annotation, molecular function: glutathione transferase activity. The coding region runs from base 186 to 1424 and encodes 412 amino acids. The record is from RefSeq and is a predicted model, not a curated record. NCBI's taxonomy places the organism in Eukaryota, Metazoa, Chordata, Aves, Passeriformes, Fringillidae.
AAACAUGUGUCUUUAAACUGGAUAGUGUCAGUGUAAGAGCAUUGGGAGGCUUUUUUUUCUUAUUGGGUAUGGCUGGAAACUCCCCCAGGCUGCAGAGUUUAAACGGCCCUGGGGAACAUGCCUAUGAUGGGUGGAGUCUGAGUUAAGGUCAGAAGUGUCUUUCAGGGAACCAGGAGCUCAGAAAAAUGUCGGGGAAGCCCAGGCUUACCUACUUGAAUGGAAGGGGCCGGAUGGAGUCCAUACGAUGGUUGUUGGGAGCAGCUGGUGUGGAGUUUGAAGAAGUUUAUUUGGAAACAAAAGAGCAGUAUGAAAAGUUAAUCAAAGAUGGAUUCCUGCUCUUCCAGCAAGUGCCCCUGGUUGAGAUCGAUGGGAUGAAGAUGGUGCAGACCAGAGCCAUCAUGAGCUACAUAGCAGGGAAAUACAAUCUCUAUGGGAAAGACUUGAAGGAGAGAGCCCUGAUUGACAUGUAUGUGGAGGGACUAUCAGAUCUGAUGCAAAUGAUUUUGAUGUUUCCUUUCUCUCCACCUGAUGCAAAGGAGAAAAAUCUUGAGUCAAUUAAGGAGAGAGCAACUAACAGGUACUUUCCAGUCUUUGAAAAGGUUUUGAAACAACAUGGCCAAGACUUUCUUGUGGGCAACAAAUUCAGCUGGGCAGAUGUUCAGCUAAUGGAAGCCAUUUUAGCAGUGGAGGAGAAAGUUCCUGACGUGCUCUCAGGGUUUCCUCAGUUGCAGAUACCAGGGAAUCAGGCACGUGGAAACAUGUCUGGAAAACCCAAGCUGCACUACUUCAAUGGACGUGGCCGCAUGGAACCAAUUCGGUGGCUCCUGGCCGCAGCUGGGGUUGAGUUUGAAGAAUCUUACCUGGAAAAAAAGGAGGAUCUGACAAAGUUACAGAAGGAUGGAUCCCUGCUCUUUCAGCAAGUGCCGAUGGUAGAGAUCGAUGGGAUGAAGCUGGUGCAGACCAGAGCCAUUGCCAACUACAUAUCAACGAAGUACAACCUCUAUGGGAAGGACAUGAAGGAGAGAGCCCUAAUCGACAUGUACGUGGAAGGAAUGUUCGAUCUGAAUGAGUUACUCAUGACAUAUGGCUACCUAGCAGCAGACAAAAAGGAGGAAUAUUUUGCAAACAUGAUGGAGAAGGCUGAAAACAGAUACUUCCCAGCCUUUGAGAAGGUUUUGAAGGACCAUGGAAAAGACUUUCUGGUUGGCAACCAGCUGAGCAGAGCAGAUGUUCAAUUACUUGAAAUUAUUUUAAUGGCAGAGGAGUGGAAGCCUGAUACACUUGCUAAAUUUCCUCUCUUACAGAGUUUCAAAGCAAGACUAAGCAAUAUCCCCACAAUAAAGAAAUUCCUGCAGCCUGGCAGCCAGAGGAAGCCGCUUAUACGACCGGAAGAAGUACCCAAAAUUAUCAGCAUUUUCUACUGAGUCUAAAGCUGCAGAAACUAUUUCAUUGUGUUUGCUGACAGUGGGACAAUAAUGAAAACACUGAAAAACAAGUUUUUUGAUCCUUCCAGCAACGGAAAUAAUUCACUUAAUAGGGGGUAUAUUGGACAACACAGAUUGCGUUAAUUAACUAAAGAGAAUACCUGAAAUAAAUUCUUACUAUUGA